Lachancea dasiensis is the source of this 2088-nucleotide messenger RNA. Lineage: Eukaryota; Fungi; Ascomycota; Saccharomycetes; Saccharomycetales; Saccharomycetaceae. The record is from the annotation of a GenBank genome assembly.
AUGCUGGGCCGUCUGCUUGCUAAGAACAGGUUGAAUGAGGGCGUUGCUAACUCCGAAGAGGCUUCGAAUCCAGUCACCCCUCAUUUAACCGAUGAGGUUAAACAAAAACUGUAUGGGACGAAGCAUCUGGACUACUCAGUUUCUCCUGUUCACCGGUUUAGGAUCGUUGUGGCUCAAGAAUUAGGCCAAUUGAUGAGCCGACAUAAUUACCAAAUAGUGUUGGAUUAUGUGACGGCGCGUGGCUCGGCGAUGGAUCACAUAUCGGUGACAGAAUUGAAAGAAUACAUUUUCGGCUCCCCCGUUAGGGCCAAGACGCGCCUCAAGAGCAAUAAAUUUCGCGUGGUGUCUAACGCAGGGGUGCUUUUAGUGACCCGCAUCUUCUAUGCUCCAAAUUGUGACACGAGGUUAGCGAUAUGCCUGUCCCUCCCGGAACCGUUCCUGACUUCUUUGAGUGAAAUAUGGAGUCAAAUCAGUGGCUGGUUAGAUGAAUGCCAGGCCCUUUUACUUGCUGUGCUCUCUAAUGAGCAACUGCCUUUUCUUCCGCGCGAUCUGCGUUCUCAUGACCCCCAAAUCACUCAAUCAAUAGUCCACUCAAUCUAUACCUUGGUGCUGCCGCUCGUAUCCGCGCAUAAUGAAAUACCGAGACUACUUCUUUACCCGUCCGACAAUCAAGACUUUCUUUCGAGCUGGUUCAAAGACGUUUUCCAUUGGUUGGACAUCAAAGAUGGUAAUAGACUGCGAUUUUUGCCCGUCCUGUUUACCAAGAUUGUACAAGACUUUGCGACAGAAUUGGUCAACUGCGAUUGUUCCCGGAUCGUUAUAAUAUCUGGGAAUAUGGCAGUGGCGAAUAAACUAGUCUUCCUCAUAUCUGCUCUACUCAAACCUCGCUAUAAUGGCCGAAUCAACACAGUUGAAACCAACGAUGACGUCACAGAUCAGCAGACAAGUACAGGUUCCGACAAGCAGUCGCCGGCUGCGAAAUGUGAUACCGAUUUUUCGGAGAAUUCUACCAAACCUUAUGGAACGGUAACACUGAAGGGUUGGGAAAUUCCCAAGAAAAAAACGGGCCUUAGUUCCACAAGUGUAUCUUCGGAUGGCACUUCAGCCCAAGUAAUUCAGCCUUCUUCUAUCAAAAGCAACAGUAGCUCCCUCCAGUACCUAUCGUCGUCCUUGUCUAGCGCCCAUGGGAGCUACGGUUCCUGGUUCGGAAAGCGUAUGGGAAUGACGUCAGCUAUUACACCCGUUCCAAGUUCGAACUAUUCCAACUCAGCACAUAGUCCCUCUAUAAAGGCGAGUGAUUUAUAUGAGCCUUCUUUUGCCCAGCACCAUAACGGGAGUAGUACAUCACUACACCAAAUGCUGCUCAGCCGAGUAACUCCUUUACCGUCACCCCUAGCUGUUGAACAUGACGAGUUUCCCUGGACUUCAAGUGUUCCUAGUUCGCCACGAACCGAUAGGUUUCGAGAAGGGUGGACUUCGUGGUCAGGGUCCUUCUUACAUAACAUGGAUGUCAGGAGAAACUGCAAUCGAAUUACUGACGAAUUCAACCUGGAGAACGCCUUUAAGCUAGUCUGCUUGUUUGACGCAGAGAUGUGCGAUACCACCAUCAGCGAGGCGUCAGAGACACACGCGCCGGUUUUGGAAGUUCCUUUCGCCAAUAAUCCAGUCGACCUUCAAAUUGUUGCAAACGAGUUACUACCCAAGUACACUGGUUUUUUACCCAAUUUUGUUCCGUGGUUUCAACUUCAAGCUUUUCCGAUAGGUUUGGAUGCCGAGCGCAAGGUUUUGAAUGCUAUGAAGGCUGAUUUGCACAAUCAUUCGCAUUCCCGCACAUUGCUUAUUUCAUUGCGAUCACGAGAAAUCAAAGACAUUCUAGUAGAACGCGAUGCCGCAACUUCCAAAAAUGUUCUCCGAACCAAAAAAGUAUUCGCUUCUGGUAAGUGUGGAAAUGUCUCACCUCAGUUUCAACAGUGUGUGCUCUCUUGUGAGUACAAUAUAAGACGAGCUAUGGCAGUCUGGGAAGAUAUCGUGAGCUCGGGCGAUAAACUUGAAGCUCUUCAGCAAAUUUUUGAUGAUAUAUGCGGUUAA